AUGUUUAAUAUUUUAAAGGGUGCCUAACUUUCAUUCAGAUCUAUCACCAAUAAAUCUGUUAACAACUAUUACAACAUCAUGAGAUAAGUAUCUCUUGAUUCUAACCCUAUUGUUCUCUAUCAAUCCAGUACAUUUACAGGAAAUGGUCUUUAGGAAUUUUAUGAAAAUGCUGAUGCUCUUACUAAGUAUUUAAAAUUAGUUCCUUUCUUCUUAGAAAAAAAUCUUUAUGAUCACCCUAAGUAAUUCGUUAUUAAGAUGGAAUUCCAUCCCUAAAACAAAGUUUUGUCUUUGGAUUGCUUAACUCAUCAAGGUGUUUUGAAAAAAACCGUCAACUUAGAAAAUUUAAUUCCUGUCCCUUAUGAAGACUACGUUCAAUUCUGCCGUAGAAAGUUAUUUAAUGCUCCUUUGUUUUUAGAUACUGAAAUGAUCUACUUUAACACUUUCUAAAACGAAUUCUACGUCUUUGAUAAAAAUGCUAAAUGGAAUGAAGAAGGUAUUAAUCAUCCUGAAUUAGACAUUUCUAAGCUCUAUAACGAAAAGGCUUGGUUUGACUCUCUUCGUAUUAUUUGA
Molecule: messenger RNA, 570 nt
Organism: Tetrahymena thermophila SB210
Lineage: Eukaryota; Ciliophora; Oligohymenophorea; Hymenostomatida; Tetrahymenidae
Exons: 4
Source: RefSeq, a predicted model, not a curated record